UCGCGACUUACCUCACCGACAGGGGCUUCUAUGCAAACUGAGCCUAAGCAAAUACAGAUGAACCUCACAGCACAUUCACAAAAAAUGCUGGCAAUUUUGGAUGGCUCCAGAAAACGCUCGAAAUUCACGGGAGCAACACGCGCCUGCACAUGCGGUCUAUUCUUAAUUUUUGUUCCAUAUAUAUUCUGUGUAGUAGCGUAGGGUCAACGCUGGUUGAUGAAUAUCUUCGUGGAAUAAGUAAUUGUGAAUUGCAUUGAAGGAUAUUUUCUAUUGAUUAAGUGAUAAUAUAAUUGUAUUACAGUUUACUUUUGCGCAAUAUUGUUAUCAUAUGAUAUUGAGUUUAUGAGGCAUUACUUUUAAAUAGUGUAUAUCAUAUCCUAUAUAGUCGGCGACUAGAAAUGAGGAAUCCACAUCUACUGAGCGAUGGCUGGAAGACAAUCAAUGCAAAGGAUGCGACUGGGAAUAAAAAGUUUAAACGGAAAGGUCGGGACCCAAAACGUGUCACAAGCGAAGAAGUCAAAAGUUUCCAACAUGAUUCAAGAAUGGACGACGAUUCUAUGGGGGAAUUGAUGGAAGAGACAUGUAGAAACAUUGUCCAAAAAAGCCUGCAGGGCCCUGGUACAGUUCUGUCUGUGGAAAAAUCCAUAGUUCCAUCUGGAAACCCGAAUACUGCUAUUGACAUGAGGAUAAAUGCUUUAUUAUUACCAUCAACAGAUACUGGGAAGCUCCCAUCGUCACAGUCACAGCCUUUAUCCGAGUCAACAUCAACAAGCAGAGACUCUUUUCAGAACACAUUUCCACUGGUUACAAGUUAUGACCGUCAACAAUCAUUUGGGUCUGACCACACAUUACAGUCCCGAAUCGUUCUUUGUCAGCGCUCGGAGAGGUCUCUCUCCUCAGCCUCUCUGGCGUCUUAUAUCAAUACCAGCGACCCGGCAGAAUCGCCAAGGAAACGGCUGGGAGAAACGUCUGGCGUCGUCACUGAGAUCAAAGCCGUUCAGCAGACACGGAGGCUACUGGCGAAUGCCAGGGAGAGGACCCGGGUGCAUACCAUCAGUGCAGCCUUUGAGGCGCUGCGAAAGCAGGUGCCGUGCUACUCCUACGGACAGAAGUUGUCCAAGCUGGCUAUAUUAAGAAUUGCCUGCAAUUACAUCCUGUCACUGGCUCAGCUUGCAGACCUGGAUUACACCCCAGACCAUGGCAACAUGAGCUUCAGAGAGUGCGUGGAGCAGUGCACCCGCACCCUGCAGGCUGAGGGGCGCUCCAAGAAGAGAAAGGAAUAGACGUUCACAGCGUCAGUGGAGUGAGCCAAACCUCUUGACAAGCCCCUUGAACAAAAGGAACUCUUCACACCUCUGUUCUGGAGGUUUGGGUGGCAAGUCCUUAUAGACUACAACCAGGCACUUAUACAUGAUGGACCUAAUAUCAUAGGCCUACUUGAUACCUGUUGAACUUGCAGAUCAAGAAUCUCCAGUUGUGGAUGUAUUUCUGCACGAUCGUGACUUGGAAUUAAUAUCCUUUGGUUGAUAUUUGCAGUUAAAAGUGGGAGACAGCAUAGAAUGUUUUUAUGCAAAGUGUGCUUGGUGGAUGACACCGGAUUGUUCAAUUAUGACAGUUGAAAGCAGGGACUGCAGUGAUAACAUAACAGUGAUUAUAAUAGUUUUAUUCAACUAUAAAUCCCAAUGACCUUAUAAUUAUAAAAGUAUUUUUCUUGAUUGUAUGAUUGGUAAUUCCUGUUCAUGAGCGCUUAUUUAAAGCAUUCAUAACAUAUUGAUUGCUACUUGAAGUAAUACGACAGUAAUAGUAUUUUAUUCAUCCAAUGUUUUUGUCUUGAAUUAUUCUGCGCUACCUGUGCUUAGUUUUUAACAGAUUACCAUUUGUCUUCCAUUUCCCUUUCGUUCAACAAUUCUCAGCUGUGUGCUUACAAAGUACAUUUUAACCAGAAAUAAAGCAAAUGUUAAUAUUUAUUUUA
Esox lucius (northern pike) is the source of this 1972-nucleotide messenger RNA. It is a transcript of the gene atoh8, whose product is annotated as atonal bHLH transcription factor 8. The record is from RefSeq and is a predicted model, not a curated record. Lineage: Eukaryota; Metazoa; Chordata; Actinopteri; Esociformes; Esocidae. The coding region runs from base 399 to 1283 and encodes 294 amino acids. Gene Ontology annotation, molecular function: protein dimerization activity; DNA-binding transcription factor activity. The transcript is spliced from 3 exons.